AUGAGAACAAUGAAACAUUCCAGAAGAAAAUCUUCAUGCUCCAAUUUAUUGGCACCUCCAGGUACCAAGAGGUGCAUUAGGUUUGUAAACAGUCCUGAAAUUGCAGGCAAAGAUGGCUGGAGGACCUCAGGCAUUGGGUCUGGAGGAAGACAGAGACAACCCAGUCUGAAGCAGAAUUCCAGACCCCUAAUCGCCUUCUUCCAGGCUUGGGUUGGGGAAGCAACAAUCAAUUGUGAAAAUAUUCUCCAGGAAUAUUGGGAGGGGAGAGGUGCGUGGCCAGUGGUGCUGCUGAAAUCAAAUGUCACUGAUUGGCUAUAA
Molecule: messenger RNA, 318 nt
Organism: Rangifer tarandus platyrhynchus (Svalbard reindeer)
Lineage: Eukaryota; Metazoa; Chordata; Mammalia; Artiodactyla; Cervidae
Source: the annotation of a GenBank genome assembly